AUGCUCAGUUAGUGCGAGGACAGCCAUAGUUGCCGUCAGUUAUUGUUCGCGUGAAGAGGAACGAUUGAUAUCGUCUGAAUGGCAGAUCAGCAGUCGGCCCUGUUGCUACGAAAACAGCUAAACGAGCUGAAGAAAAAUCCCGUGGAAGGCUUCUCUGCCGGGCUAAUAGACGACAAUGACAUCUACAAGUGGGAGGUGCUCAUUAUUGGCCCACCUGACACAUUGUAUGAGGGCGGGUUCUUCAAGGCACACCUGUACUUCCCGAAGGAGUAUCCGCUACGUCCUCCGAAGAUGAAAUUCAUUACGGAAAUAUGGCACCCAAACAUUGAGAAGAACGGCGAUGUUUGCAUCUCAAUCCUGCAUGAGCCGGGGGAUGACAAAUAUGGCUAUGAGAAGGCAAGCGAACGUUGGCUUCCUGUGCACACAGUGGAAACCAUCCUCAUCUCUGUCAUCUCCAUGCUGGCCGACCCCAACGAUGAGUCCCCUGCGAACGUAGAUGCAGCGAAACAGUGGAGGGAAAACUAUGCUGACUUCAAGCGAAGAGUGGCGCAAUGUGUUAGGAAAAGUCAAGAACCUGCCCAAGAUUAAAUUUUCAUUAGUUUAACUUCCGGUACAGGGAGAUUUGCUUGUCCGCACAUCCCGUUUUUCAACAAGUAUCUGCUGCAAAGAAUAAGAAAGGGUUGGAAAAGAGAAAGAGCAAAAAAGAAAAAAAGAAAAAAUAACUGCACCCCUGAAGCCGCUUCGGGACAGUGAAAUGUGUGCAGGACAGUUUUUUUUUUUAAAGAGAGGGACACUGUUGGAACACUGUUGACGUUGUAGGUGGGCCUAUGGUGUACCCACGAAAAGCAACAAAAAAAAAGGAAGAAAGAAAUUGGGUGGUAGUUUGGGAAAUGGCGGACGAGGCGUUCCCUCUGGUGUCCUCGAGGCGCAACUUUGACUGCUCCGGCAACUCCAGUGGCUGCUCCUCUGCACUGAAAGAUGAAACUACGCCGUCGACAAAAUUCUUUUUGUACUGCGCUGUCGUUCGCCUGACGGAAGUGGGUGGACCUGCCGCCGUCAUUUCCCUUUCCUGCUGCCCCUCCCUCUAUUUGAAAAUGAGUGAUAAAAAAAGAGAAACUGACUGACACUCGCUUGAUACUUCUUAUGCAUGACCUCUUCCCUCCGUUUUUUAAAAUGUCAUCCGGAUUUUUUUUUUUUUUUUGUAGAAUGGAAUGCCCAUAAAGUGUGAGUGCGUUGAAUGUUCAGUUUUUACGGCAUGCAUUUUUUUUUCUGUGCCGCAGUUUUCUUUCCCUGUUGUGUGCUUUGAAAUGGUAUGAAAAAAGAAAACUUUCGGCCUUUGGGUAAUGGUUGGAAUGUUAAAAAUGUGGAAAUUGUCAAGAGGUGAUGCUAUAUUUUGUGCUUCAGUGUAGUGUAAAAAAGAAAAUUGAUUCAUUGAAACGCUGUCCUAGCUCUGGGAAUGUCCGAUAUUCUUUGCAGUGUCAUUGGUGCUAGGUCAGAGCUUUGUGCAGUUUUGUUCAGGGCUAUGAAGUUUUCACUUAUGUACAGUAUGCUUAAAUAUUCUGCAGACCAUGUGUGAGACACUUGUUAGUGAGUGUUGGCAUUGGCAAACUGCUUGCUGCACUUCAGGCACCAUUACAAAAGAGAGCACCUAAUUGAUAUUUAAACAAAGAGUAAUGCAGAAGCGCGAGUUAGAAUACCACUCGCUGACGCACAUUACGUAGUCUUUGUCUUUAAAAAAAAAAAUGUGUUGUAGUACUUUUCUUUUCACUGUUUCAAUCUGGUGUUCCCUUUCAUACUGGUGCCUACUGUGCGUACACAAUUGUAACGUGCAGUUGUCAUCUGCAAGCCCUACUGCUGUGCCUCUUCCUGCUGACUUUCUUUGUUUUUUUAUAAGUUUGCUCAAUCUGCGGAAGGAAGCUAAUUGUGGUCGAGAAUUUUUAUUCAGAUCUGGCCCAAUCACGAUGGAAAGGGGCUGAUAAUAAUCAAUGCAGUGCUUUUUCAUCCUUAAGCUGAAUCAGCCUGGCAUAGCACAUGUGGAGGCCAGCGUGUCACUGAACAAAUGAGUGGAACCUUCUUUACAGUGACACCUCAGCCAGAAGCAUUGGAAAGUGUCAAGUCUACAUUUGUAUGUUUCUGAUAAAAUGUAAGCUUCUUGUGGUUUUCGUUCAAAUUUUAGUCUGAUUGAUUUAGAGGGCUACAAGCAAGGCUUAUGGCUAUCAAAUCAGUUGCUGUUAAACACUUUCCUUUUAAUUUACUUCUGUGUGCAUAUUGGCAUUGGGUACUUCUCUUGUGUGCUAUUGAAGAAACAGGCAACACCUAAAUUCAAGAAUGAACCUUGACUAGUCUCGUCUGAGACUCCACCGUGUGGAUGGCAGUGGCACUUGUUGAUUGAACCUGUUGCAGUGUUUGUGUUGCUUCUUUGCGAUACCUGACCUACAAUAUUGUGAUCAAGCACUUUCAGCAUGCACUGGAAAGUACUGAAAUGGAAGGGCAUUUCUCAAGCAACACCACUUCAUGGUAAUUGGCAAGGGGCAUUAACGAAGUUCAGUGCCCUCUCCCCAGCUGUUCGGUGGAGUAUAUUAACGAGUUGCAGCAUGUUUGAGUGCAGUUGAAAGAGCCAUCAGCAGUUUGAUAGUCCGGUGAAUGCAGUCGUUGCCUGCCAAUCUGCCUUGUCACACAAGUAUGUUUGGCAACUACACCUUUGCUGCCUGCACUGUGUUGCUAAAAUUGCCAGAGUGUAACUGGAUAAUAUUGGAGCUGUAUUUGAAAAGUGUAAUCAAUGAACCUUUGCUUCUGUUCUUGUUGCCUUCUCCCAUGUUCGUUUUGAUUGUGUACGAGUGAGCCGUUUCGAUACUCCGAGGUCUUUGGGAUGUAUUUGUUGCCUUAUGUUUACAGCCCUGUGAGAAUUUGUGCAACUGCCAUUAUUAUCCCCAGUCUUCUUUUUUUAUUAUUUUCUUGUUUGAAGAUGCGACUGCAGUUAUUAGACACCCUGUGAAUUUUUCUCAGCUUUGUACAGUUGACUAAAUAUAUUUUCAUCUCUUUA
Messenger RNA from Dermacentor andersoni, 3043 nucleotides. RefSeq names its product ubiquitin-conjugating enzyme E2 G1 (gene Ube2g1). The record is from RefSeq and is a predicted model, not a curated record. NCBI's taxonomy places the organism in Eukaryota, Metazoa, Arthropoda, Arachnida, Ixodida, Ixodidae.